AUGGCGCAAGACCAAGCCAAGAUUGUCAUUGAGACUGAUGAUCACGAGAUCAUUGGCUACGCGAGUCAACCGCCCCCUGAGGGGUCAGUCCCAAACCACUUGGACCAGGACUACGUCUUCAAGAGCGCGAUGGAAACCGCAACGCGCCUUGACGAGUUAAUCGUAAAGGUCAACAACCGAGUUCACAAGCCCAUCAGGGGCGCCGAGUGGCUAUCGACGGACGCUAAAGACCUCUGUGAUAGGCUCGUCGAGGCUAAGAAGCCCGUUAUCGAGCUAGUCGACCGGAUCAGAAGGGAUGGACCACCCAUCCGAGAAGAGGAUAACAGCAUGUAUUUGGAACUUUUUGGUUAUUGGAAUGUCAUUGAUCCUCUUAUUUCAGAGGCUGACAAGUUUUUGGGGCACUAA
Fusarium falciforme is the source of this 405-nucleotide messenger RNA. RefSeq lists its product as hypothetical. The record is from RefSeq and is a predicted model, not a curated record. Bases 1 to 405 code for a protein of 134 amino acids. The transcript has a single exon. NCBI's taxonomy places the organism in Eukaryota, Fungi, Ascomycota, Sordariomycetes, Hypocreales, Nectriaceae.